Vicugna pacos (alpaca) is the source of this 7935-nucleotide messenger RNA. Lineage: Eukaryota; Metazoa; Chordata; Mammalia; Artiodactyla; Camelidae. The record is from RefSeq and is a predicted model, not a curated record.
UAGUUUAUCAUUCUUGGGGCUGCGGUUGUCAAGGAUUCAGAGGUGGCGCCACGGAUGUCUGGUGAGCUUCGAAGCUGGGGCAACGCAGGGCCUUCGAGAGGUCCAGGCUGUGCGCUGCGCCCCCGGAGUGGGUGUGGGGAGGAGACAGCGGGUCUUUUUGGCCAGAGCUUGACCGGACAGGCGAGGGGCAGAGGAGGCUGCCCCGGCACUGGAAGGGCCUUGAUAACUGAAAGUCAGUGUCCUUGCCGCCCGCCCCGGUCCCCUUCGUCUCAUCCUGAGCCCUUCCGCCACGCUGUCCUAGCACCUGUGCCCUUCUGAAAUCUUCCCUUCGCAUCUUAGGAUAAGAGUAGUUUCGGGUAUCCAGGAUUGUUCUUAUUUUCCCUCAUCUACCAUUCAAUACUGGGGACUUAACGAGCAAGUAGAGUUUUAUAACAUGCCACCGCCUCUCUUAGUCUGAUUCACUCAAAAGUGUGAAGGCUCUUGCCAUCCGUUAAUUAAAAAAACAAAACAAACAAAACAACUGUUUAAAUAGCACUUUAAUGGACCCGGUUUCAAUCCCUAGUACCUCCAUCAAAACAUUAAUACGUAAAUAAAUCUAUUCAUGGCCCUCACCCAAAAAAUACCCUUAAAAAUAAAUAAAUAGCGUUUAUGUGUCAGCCAGCACUGUUAAGAGCACUUUCCAAAUAUUAACUUAUUUGCUUGUCAUAACUCAAUGAGGUGGGCACUAAUAGUAUGUAACUUCUCCCUCGCACCCCCCCCCCUUUUUUUUUAACGUCCAGGAAGAAAAUGAGGUUAAGUAUCUUAUUACGGGUCUUGUAGCUGAUAAAAUGGUGCUUGGAAAUCACUAGGUCACAUAAUUAUCUUUCUUUCAGAAAAUUGCUGUCAUUAACUAUUACCCCGGUGAAGAUUUAAGUGGUGGUAGACAUUUGUCUCUUUAUUAGCAUUCAUUUUAUUUUAUAUACAGUUGCCCACUCUCCAUCCUAAAGGAGCCUCAAAGAGAAACAAUUUUCAAGAAAUUAAAGGGCAAGAAAGAACUAAGAUUCUACCUGUUUUUAAAAUAUUAGAACUAAUAUUUCCUUUUUUUGGUAUCUAUGUGCUGAGACCAUUCCAGUUGACUAUUUUCUGAUUUAUUGUUCAGAUCACUAGGAUAUUCAUUUAACCUUUCAAUAGAAUUUAUAAGAAAAAUAACAAUAGUGGUAAUGUAUAAUAGUUUAGAGUUUAUCAAACUGCCAGCUUCUUUGUGCUCUUUAUCUGAGAUCUUAUUUUAUCUCUGUAUCAACCUAGAAAAGUAGGCAAGGUUGGUUUUAGGAUUCCUAUUUUACAGAAUAGACUAAGGCUCAAAAUGUGAAGCCCAAGACUGGAGGGGGUACCUGGAGGACAAGUCUCAAUCCCAGAUCUUACCCACUCCAAACAUAGAUCUCUCUGCAACAGCUCACCUGAUUGGAGGGACUCUGCCUCUCCCCCAGAUUUUGGGAUUUCCAGAAGAAAAGAUCACGGCGGGGAUUAUCAAGAAUAGAUCCUUUUUCUGAAUACUUAAGCCUUAAGUGACCACAGCCUUGGCCCUUCAGACUCCAGAGAUGCAGAAGGGACUUCUAGCAGUGAAAGUAAAAGAGGAAGAGGGGAACCAUGCCUAUAGGGAAGAAUCUGGCCUGUCAAGAGAGAACCCUCACACCAGAGAGAUCUUCCGUAGACGCUUCCGGCAGUUCUGCUACCAGGAGACACCUGGGCCCCGAGAGGCUUUUCAAAGACUCCAGGAGCUCUGCCAUCAGUGGCUGAGACCAGAGAUGCACACCAAGGAGCAGAUCCUGGAGCUGCUGGUGCUGGAGCAGUUCCUGACCAUCCUGCCUGAGGAGCUCCAAGCCUGGGUGAGAGAGCACCGCCCAGUGAGUGGAGAGGAGGCAGUCACUGUGCUGGAGGAUCUGGAGAGAGAGCUGGAUGAACCAGGAGAGCAGGUCCCAACCAAUGAGCAUGAACAGGAAGAGCUUGGGAAGGAGAAAGCAACUCCAGAAGCUGCCCAGGAGUCAUCAAGUGGCCAGCUCCAAACCAUGGAGAAGCAGCCUCAGUGUAACUUGCAAGAGGUGUGCCGGGUUCUGGAGAUCGAUGAUGAGGCUGGGGCUGGGAAUGUGGAGUUAGCCCCAAAGAGAGAGCUGUUUAAAGAAAUGAAAUUGCUUGUGAAAGUACCUGAGAACCUGAAUGGUGAUAUUAUUCAAAUGCCUGACUGUGAAGAGACCUGUGAUCAUGAAGGCAGAUUGGAAAGGCAACGGGUAAGCUCUUCAGUGGAGAGGCCCUACGUCUGCUGUGAAUGUGGGAAAACUUUCACCCAGAAUUCCAUCCUCAUCGAGCACCAGAGGACACACACGGGCGAGAAGCCCUAUGAGUGUGAGGAGUGCGGGCGGGCCUUCAGCCAGCGGUCAGGCCUGUUCCAGCACCAGAGGCUCCACACCGGGGAGAAGCGCUACCAGUGCAAUGUUUGCGGCAAAGCCUUUAGCCAGAACGCCGGGCUUUUCCAUCACCUCAGGAUCCACACGGGGGAGAAACCUUACCAGUGCAAUCAGUGCAGUAAGAGCUUUAGUCGACGUUCUGUCCUCAUUAAACAUCAGAGAAUUCACACUGGAGAGAGACCUUAUGAAUGUGAAGAAUGUGGCAAGAACUUCGUUUACCAUUGCAACCUCAUUCAGCAUCAGAAGGUCCACCCUGUGGCUCAGUCCAGCUACAUACACAGAUCCCUCAGGAAUCGAUUCCCUUUUCCCUGUCGGCGAUUCCGGAAGUUUCGGAGAUACAGAGAAUUGAACAAAAACGCUGUACAGAGCUGGCUCAGAUCGGCUCGGCAAGCCUCGACCAGCCAUCAGGUGGGCGGAAGUGGGGAUACUAGCCGGCUGAAGAGGAGCAGAAGGAGAAAGCGAUUCCUGAGACUCCUCAGUGCUCCUCUCGCGUGGGCGCGGGGGGCAACUACGGAAUCGCGAGGCCCUCCCGCCCCCUUCCUGGAGCUGCGGCGGAAGUGCCCCCAGCUAGCGGUUCCCCGCACUUCGCGGCCGCUUCCGGCCUUUGUGGGUCGCUCUUGCUGGGUUCCGGUUCCGAGGCGGUUCGAGGCAUUAUCCCUGGCCGGGGGACGGGAACCUGUGUUGGCCUCUGGGGCGGCGGGUGAGCAAGCCUGUGCUCCAGACGCGGCGGGCGGGGACUACGGCGUCCUCGUGGCCUGGGCCCCUGGAGCCCGGCCCGGGCUGCAGCGGGACGGCCUCCGGUCCUCCCUUGCCCAGGUCCACCCAGGAAGAAACUUUGCACAGGAGAUCUUGCUUGAAGCGUUGAUAAGCUUUUGCACAGCUAUGAUGGCAUCUACUUGGGCUACCCAGGCCCACAAGGACCAGGAUGAACUUUUGGAAGUAAAGGAGGAGGUGGAGGUGGGGGAGGAGCACAAGUAUACCGCCAGACAUGAUCGGAACCUGCAAAAGCACAGCACCCAUAGCAGCAGGGAGAUCUUCCGGCAGUACUUCAGGCAGUUCUGCUACCAGGAAACAUCUGGACCCCGGGAGGCUUUGAGCCGACUCCGGGAACUUUGCCAUCAGUGGCUGAGACCAGAGACCCACACCAAAGAGCAGAUUCUGGAGCUGCUGGUGCUGGAGCAAUUCCUGACCAUCCUGCCUGAGGAGCUCCAAGCCUGGGUCCAGGAACAGCAUCCAGAGAGUGGGGAAGAGGUGGUGACUGUGCUGGAGGAUUUAGAGAGAGAGUUGGAUGAGCCAGGAUAUCAGGUCUCAGCCCAUACUGAGGAACAGGAAAUGUUCUUGCAGGAGAUGGCACCGCUCGGAACAGGACAAGAACUCAGAAUGUCCCUGCCAUCCAAGAAAGCCCAGCUAAAGUGUGAAUCUCCAGAACUUGAAGCCCAGCAGGAGAAAGUUUCAGGUAUUGAGACUGGAAAUGAGUACAGGAAUUUAACUCUAAAGCAAGAAGUUUCUGAAGAAAUGAAACCAUGUGGGAAUAUAUCUGGCAAAUUUGAAAAUGAAAUGCCUCAGUCUGCUAGGUAUGAAAAAACUUAUGAACCUGAAGGAAAACCAGAAGAGCCUUCUGGAUACUCCAGGAAAGAUAUACAACCUACAUGUGAUGAAAAUGGAGUAAGUCUGACUGAGAACUCAGACCUUACUGAACACCAGAGAACCUGUCCAGGAGAAAAACCUUAUGAAUGUGAUGACUGUGGAAAAGCUUUUAGUCAGUACGCAUGCCUCACGGAACAUCAGAGGAUCCAUACUGGGGACAGGCCCUACAAGUGUGAAGAAUGUGGAAAAACUUUCCGUGGGAGAACUGUGCUUAUUCGACACAAAAUAAUACACACUGGAGAGAAACCAUAUAAAUGUAACGAGUGUGGCAAAGCCUUUGGCCGGUGGUCAGCUCUUAAUCAACAUCAGAGACUUCACACAGGAGAGAAACACUACCACUGUAAUGACUGUGGCAAAGCCUUUAGCCAGAAAGCAGGCCUCUUUCACCACCUCAAGAUCCACACAAGAGACAAACCUUAUCAUUGUACUCAGUGUAAUAAAAGUUUUAGUCGGCGUUCAAUUCUUACCCAGCAUCAAGGCGUUCAUACUGGGGCAAAGCCCUAUGAGUGCAACGAGUGCGGAAAAGCCUUUGUUUAUAACUCCUCCCUUGUUUCGCAUCAGGAGAUCCACCACAAAGAAAAAUGCUAUCAGUGUGAGGAAUGUGGGAAAUCCUUCAGUCAGAGCGGCCUCAUUCAGCAUCAGAGAAUCCACACUGGGGAGAAAUCCUACAAAUGUGACGUCUGUGGGAAAGCCUUUAUUGAGAGGACAAGUCUUACAGAACAUCAGCGAAUUCACACUGGAGAGAGACCCUGUAAAUGUGAUAAGUGUGGGAAGGCUUUCACCCAGAGAUCAGUCCUCACAGAGCAUCAGAGGAUCCACACCGGAGAGAGGCCCUACAAGUGCGAUGAGUGCGGGAAUGCCUUCCGAGGAAUCACCAGCCUCAUUCAGCAUCAGAGAAUCCACACUGGGGAGAAACCCUACCAAUGUGAUGAAUGUGGCAAAGCCUUCAGACAGAGGUCAGAUCUUAGUAAACACCAGAGAAUCCAUAAUAGAGGUGGUCCCGAUAAAUGUGAAGAGUGUGGGGAGUCGUUUAGGCAGAACUUAGCUCUCACUCAACACCAGACCAUCCACAAAGGAGAAGAAUCUGUUUCUGUGUCAUGACUACAGGGAAGCUAUCUCACAGAGUGCAGGCUAGAAACACCAGCUUUGAAAUGAUUUAGGACGAAACAUUAGUCACUGUUUCUAUAAGGAACACUCACAUAUUUUACAAAGAAUCCACUAUGUGUGGCCCGUUUUAUUAGGUGCUGUGGAGAACAAGAAACAUAACACCAGAUUCUUUUUCUCGAGUUUACAGCCUGGUGUGGGAUAUAUGAGAUCCACUUGUUUAGUUAAAUAAAUAAGUACAGGGCAGUAGAACUGAUGCUCGAAGUAGUGCUGAAUUAAGCUGGCACUUGGGAAACAGUAAGUGCUGUAAAUUGUGAUGUGUGUGCGUAUGUAGUUAGGGGAGGGGUGCUAGUGCUCUGCCCUGUUUUACUCUUAACUUCCCUUUUUUCCUAUAGUUCCCACUGUGUUCUGAAUUUCCUAAUAAUUUAUCUUGAGAACUGGUUUACAAUUGUUUAGUUUGUAUACCUUCUUGAAUACAUAAAAGAGCCAAAGAUUAGUGAUUCUUCUCAGAAAAAAACAAAUCAACCAACAGCUGGUUGACAUCACCCCUUGUAUUACUGAGUAAACAGUUCUGUUUUUUAUGGGAACCUAUGAUGAUGAUUGUAGUGGAUAAUAGGCAAGCCACAAAGAAGUACACAAAGCUGCUGGUCUGUUUAUCUUUUUACCCACAAAAAUCAACUUGAUCUCUACUGAGAUGUCCUUUUAUUUCUUCCCUCUCUACUUUUGGACAGCAAAUGCCACAAUUUCUAGGACUACCUUCCCACCCCAGAGAACUUCAGUCCCCUCACCUCCCCUCACCUCUAGCUGGUCAGUGGGUUUGAUGUGGUGAGACAGUGAUGAAAGAGGAAGGGGAGAAAAAAGAAGGGUAAUCACCACUCUUUAACUACUCCUAACUACUUCUGCCGAGCCCUGUCUUCACCCCAUUCUCUCCCCACUCCUGUAAUGUACUCUACCCCCAUUUCCCUAGUGCCCUGUGUGUUGCCCCUCUGUCCAUAAUCCCUAUAUAGGACAGAAGAAUGUCAUCACUGGCUUGGAACUAGAAGAGUCCCUAGUCCUAGACAAAGACAUAUUUUUCUAAGUUGUGAAUACAUUUUCCCAUAAAUAUGAUAAUGGUAUUAGUAUCAAUAAUUAAAUAAUCAUUAAAACUAAUAAUAAAGGACUAAUAAUUUAGGCAUGUUAUAUGUCAAAUUGGCUUUUAGGAUUAGAAUUUACAUAGACUGUGGGAAACAUUCUGAGUUCACAACAUAGAAAAGCAAAUGAACAAUUGAGAAACAACUCAUUCACAAGUUGAGGACUGUUUAUUGGGGCUUUUUCGUAAGACCAUCAUUGGCACACACAAAGCAUUGAGGCAGCUGGGAUUGGAAACCAAUUUUUUUAAUUUAUUAUUUUUUAAUGGAGGUACUGGGGAUUGAACCCAGGACCCUGUGCAUGCUAAGCACAUGCUCUGUUGCUGAGCUAUACCCACCUCUCCUGGAAACCUGAUUUUUUACAUCCCAAAACAAAUAAGGAUCCCAGAAUUGAUCCUCAUACCUCUGUAGCUAUAUGAGGCCUACUCCCUACCUACACUUACCCUGUCUUGACUUUCUCUCUCUCGUGCAAACUCUUUUCUUUGAAGAGUUAGUGACAGGAACCUUUAUGAGCAUCUUUACCAAACUGAUGCUGUCCAUACUUGUCAUCUAAUCUGAGUUCACAAACAUGUUUUCCAGACUGAAAUUACUCUUCAUAGUAAUGUCAGAGCCUCUCUUUAAUCUGACUGCUCAGUGGAAAGCAAUCCUUACUUUAAACGUGCUGUCUACUCAGUGCUGUUACUUGCAGUCUCUCCAGUUCAUCUUGUGCUUGACAUGUUCUCUCAGUGCACACAUGUUCCUCCAUGUGCCUCUAACUCUAUUAAGUAAUAUAAAAGAACCAUAAGCAAAGACCCAGAACAACAGAAUAUGCCUAUUAUAUAGAAGAAUACAGUUCAUAAUUUAUUUAAAAAUAAAUGUGAGGGUUUUGUUUCAGUUGUUUCAUGUGCUUAAAUACAAUUGUAGUACCAAAAAAAAAAAAAAAAAAGGUGGAGUGGCAUAGGAUUCCCAGGUAGCCAUCAAAGGGAAUCAGACUAGUUGUCCAAGAUAAGGAGAAGAUACAAAGUUUCUAAUUGGAACUAAAUUGGCAACACAGAAGUUGAAGGGCCUGAGGGGCAAGUGGAUGACAUGACAUGUUAGAUAUGGAAUUGCAGAAAGCAGUGAACAGAAUGCCUUGUGCUGAAGUUGAGAGUACAUCUUUAUGUAUAAAAGGUAGAUAUCCUAUCGACAAUGACAGGAUCUAGGAAAUCAAGGUCCCCUGAAGCAGCUCACCUAUGUGGAUUUUGAAAUCAACAACAGGAGGCAGGAUGGAAAGAAAAUAUAAAAGUGAAGCAAGUCCACAGUAGAGGUAAUGGCAACCAAUAGUAGUAACACAACAGCCAGAGAGAGCAACUGUUGUAAACUCAAAUGAAUCGUGAAGCAGCAGCUUAGAAUUCUAGUGACAUUAAGGAUGAGAAUAAGAUCAACUAGCUUCUCUUUUCUAAUUCAAGGUAAACAAGAUAUUGAGUGUUUAAGGCAAAAAGCACCUGCAGUGGUUGGGGGAGAAUCAGAUUUCUAAAGGAAUGGUAAGUGAAGUGAGCUUAAACAUGGGCUUCGAUGAAAAAGUAACCUGACAAUCACAAAAGGGUUCCAGAGAGUGUAACAGAAGGGGACUCUGAAGGGAAGGAAGAUGGUCUCCU